GGUAGUUCACAAAACCAAAACUAUUCAGUUAACCUCCACGCGUUGCGAAAUGAAUGUUUUUUUCCUCUCGAUAUCUUCAGAGUUCAAUUUAAAUGUUCUAAUUUUAGGACAAUUCGAAAAUGCCCAGUGAACUUCGCAUUUACCUCGAGAAUCCCAACAAUUACUACUAUCCCGGUCAGUCGGUCAGCGGAAAGGUAGAAUGUACAUUCACGUCGGAGAAAAAGGUUCAGGGUGUUUUCGUAAAAUUCAAGGGGGUGUGUACGACGUCUUGGACCGAAACCGAGACGUAUUACGACGACUUUUUCAAAGAGGACCGAACGAGGGAGGUACCUUACAGUGGAGAGCAGACUUACUUCAGUCGAGAAUUUAAUUUGACAGGACCAGGAGGGGAUAGUGUAACGCUCCCCCCUGGAAAACACGUGUAUCCCUUUUCCUAUGAAUUACCGCAUCAUUUACCAACGUCUUACGAGGAUCCAAAUGGUUGGGCGAAUAUAAGAUACACUGUUAAAGCACGGAUUGGACGUUCGUGGAAGUUUGAUAUCGAAUCUGUUGCCGUUUUUAAUGUCAUGUCUCCUCUAGAUUUGAACACAGAGCCUCGAAUUAGGGAACCUGUAGAGAUAUCCGUGGAUAAAGUGUUGUGUUCGUGUUGGUGUAAUAAUAACGACGCUCUGACGUUCACCUACACCCUGCCCACGACAGGUUACAUACCAGGUCAGACUGUUAAUGUGGGAGUCUAUGUACAGAAUCUCACAAAUGUCAGCGUUGAAAGAGUAAAGUUUAAAAUAACCCAGUUCAUCGAGUACGUAGUGAAUACGCCAAGUACCAAAACAAGAACUUAUGAUGAAUUGAUAGCAGAGUCCUUCGAUGGCGGAAUAGGAGCACAUGGUGAGAAAUCCUGGACAGCUACUCUACUUAUACCUGCAGAUAAGUCGUUUCCCAACAUGGCCGGGUGUGAACUGAUAAGAAUGUCGUAUCGCCUAAAGGGGGUUGUAUACAUCCCCUACCCGCAUACUAAUUUAUCGGCGUAUGUUCCAUUGGUAAUAGGCCACGUUCCGCUGGCAGGAGUAAACUUUAAUACAAGUUUAGAGCCACCUACCGAAGAAAGAUUGCCCUACAUUGACGCUACAGCGCCCCCUUCAGAAAAUACAUCGCUCGUUACACCAUUUGGAAGAAACAAUUACGGCGCCAUUUACAUUAAUCCUGCAGCACCGGACGACGAAGAAGACUCGACAGCACCACCAAAAUACGCAGAAGUUGCACUCUUGAAUGGUGCUUGAGGCGUCAGUUUUCUCAUGUUUUUAGUUAUAGUCAUUUUUGUUACAUAAUUUGUGCCUACUGAACUAAACAGAAUAAAAAUAUAUUAAUA
This is a messenger RNA of Photinus pyralis (common eastern firefly), 1366 nucleotides long. Its product is annotated as arrestin domain-containing protein 17-like. Gene Ontology annotation, cellular component: cytoplasm. The transcript has 6 exons. The record is from RefSeq and is a predicted model, not a curated record. The coding region runs from base 120 to 1277 and encodes 385 amino acids. Gene Ontology annotation, biological process: protein transport. NCBI's taxonomy places the organism in Eukaryota, Metazoa, Arthropoda, Insecta, Coleoptera, Lampyridae.